AUGGGGGAAGAAAACGUCACUUUUGUGAAAGAGUUUAUAUUGGUGGGAUUCUCCAGUGAUCGAAGGACACAGAUUCUUCUCUUUGUGGUAGUCCUCAUCAUAUACUCCCUGACCAUUGUGGGGAACCUGUUGAUCAUCAUGCUUGUGUGGGUUGAGUCUUCACUUCACAUACCAAUGUACUUCUUCUUGAGCAACUUAGCAGGCCUAGAGAUCUGCUAUGUCACCACCACCUUGCCUCAAACGAUGGCAAGCCUCGUGUCUGGCAAUGGAGCCAUCUCCUUCACCCGUUGUAUGGCACAGAUGUACAUCACACUGUCCCUUGGAUCCUGUGAAUGCCUUCUUCUAGGUGUAAUGGCCUAUGAUCGCUACCUAGCUAUCUGUCAUCCUCUAAUAUAUACUAGUGUCAUGGGCUGGUGGCGACAAUUUCUGCUUGCCUCAGUCACUUGGGUUGGUGGCUUCCUCCUUGGUUCUCUAAUGGUUGGCAGUGCCACUUCUCUCUACUUCUGUGGCCUGAACCGUAUUGACCACUUCAUCUGUGAGAUGGCAAUGGUGAUUAAACUUUCAUGCACUGACACCUACAUUACAGAGGCCGCCAUCUUUUUGGCAGCUUCACUUGGGGUCCUACUUCCUCUUUCAAUUAUCAUGACCUCCUAUGGGUUUGUUAUCUCCUCAGUAUUGAAAAUGAGGUCAACUGCUGGAUGGCGCAAGGCCUUCUCCACGUGUGGCUCCCAUCUGAUUGUGGUCACCUUGUUCUAUGGCACUGUCAUCUCUAUGUACUUGAUUCCCCGGUCGGGUUCAACUUCUGAUCGUGACAAGAAAAUUGCCAUUUUCUACCUUGUAGUCACCCCUUUACUCAACCCUAUCAUUUAUACUCUUCGGAACAAGGAUAUCCAUGAUGCAAUAGCCAAGGUGUUGCAAAGACUGGACAUUAAGCAAAAGAGUUGA
Podarcis muralis (Common wall lizard) is the source of this 945-nucleotide messenger RNA. RefSeq names its product olfactory receptor 2J3-like. Lineage: Eukaryota; Metazoa; Chordata; Lepidosauria; Squamata; Lacertidae. Gene Ontology annotation, cellular component: membrane. Gene Ontology annotation, molecular function: olfactory receptor activity; G protein-coupled receptor activity. The record is from RefSeq and is a predicted model, not a curated record. Gene Ontology annotation, biological process: G protein-coupled receptor signaling pathway.